AUGCUGGCGGCACUACGCCAAGCUAGCCUCGAGCUCUCGGCUGUUUCGCGCUUCACCGACAGCGUCCUCCUUAUCUUUUGCUGGAUGACCGUGAUCCUUUUAGGGGUUGGUGUCAAUGUUGUACGAACUGGCGAGCCAGCUCGGCUUGACAAGCCCAUGAAGAUUGGCUCGUUUGCCUUGGCGGGCGUCCUGGGAGCAUUGGCGAUUGCGGAAUGGGGUAUCAAGAUCCAGGCGUAUGUGUCAUUCGAAACGGACACGUACGAUCUGGAAGAGGAAGUUGGCUAUUCUAGCUACCUGCUCAACUUCGCGACUAAGCUGGACUUUUCGUUCAUUGUGAUCGCGUGGGCGCUCAGCAUAGCGACGCUGGUGCGUUCGACGAUGAUCUGGCUACCAAGCCGGGUAGACAAGCGGUUAGACUGGUCUUUGUUGUUCUUGAUGCUCUGCUGCGGCGCAUUGCUCUUCCGAACGACGUAUGAUCUCAUCUAUCAGCUCAAGUUCGUCGACUUUAACGAUAUCCAACAUGCCCCCCCGGAACCAGCCUACAUUGAGCUGAUUGAGAUUGUCUUUCAUACAUGGUCAAUCUUCACCAUUGUCGUCAUGUUGCUUGUCUUGGGAGCAAAGAAGCGCGGUGGAUUGUGGUCAACACAGCAACCAUUCUUGCAAAACUCGGAAGCCGGAGACAGUCAGGACAUUCCUCUAGAGGAUAUAAAUGUCGAUCCGCCAGCGUACUCCGCUGCUCCGGGCUCCAAUAAUAGACCCCCAGCUGGCGCCGUGCCGCCUGCAGGUAUCGAAGCGGCGGCGGCACAUCCGAAUCCAAGGCUAGCUGGACCAGAACCCUGGCAGCAGGCUGCACCACAGAAUGAGCCCGCCGAUGAUGACCUUGUAGAUGGUCUCGGUCUCGGCAGUGCAUCAUCACACUACCGACCACCUGUGCCUCAGGAUGACGGCUACAAUUCUGGCAUCGUAGCCCCUAUGUUACCGGCAGAGGCGGAGGCAGGGCCCGCCGGCGGAUACGGGAUGGGGAUAUCGUCGCAGCCACCGCCCGAGCACGAAGAAGUCAUGGGGUUGAACCACCAGGCUGACGGCAGGCCGCCGAUCUCUGAGCCUUUACCGUACCCGGAGAAGAACUAA
Messenger RNA from Emericellopsis cladophorae, 1131 nucleotides. RefSeq lists its product as uncharacterized. Lineage: Eukaryota; Fungi; Ascomycota; Sordariomycetes; Hypocreales; Bionectriaceae. The transcript has 2 exons. The record is from RefSeq and is a predicted model, not a curated record. Bases 1 to 1131 code for a protein of 376 amino acids.